CUGUAAGCUUUUGUUCUUGAACUGCUAUUAUGCUAGACGUGCUUAGUUUUAUCACUGGGGUUUUCGGGCAUAUUCAAGCCUAUCGUGUCCGAAGAGUCUAGAAGGGUUAUUAUGCACACACAGUAUUGUUGGACUGGUACAAUACGAAUACACCAAAAUUCCAUGCCACUAUCUGACGACUUCAAGUACCUAUCACGGAUUUGACUGAGCCGACUUACAGGAUCUAUCCUCUAUCUAUCCCAUCUAUUCCCCCCCUGCUCGCGAGUUCUUGGUAUUUCAAAUACCCAUACACACUGCCGUAUUCCCCCAAUCCAUCCUCCGGCUCGUCCUCCUGCCUAUUCAGAGGGGUUUGCAUGGGGGUGGUAUUAUGUCCGAGAGGAGAGAGAGGCGGCUGUGAAAGUACUUAUUCCUUAUAACUCCCCUCCUUACACCCCCCGUGAUGCGAUUGAGUUGUACUGGGCUUCGUUUGGUUGUUAAUGCUCCAUCGUCAUCUCAGCUGUUUAGGUCUAUUUCAGCCACGCAUUCUUUGAGUCCUUGUUUUAUUACAUCUGGUACUACGUCUAUAUAUACCCCUAGUUUCGUCCCACGUCCCUCGUGUCCCUUGUCAAAUCGCUCAUCUCCCCUCUUCGGCAAAUACACCACCCACGUCAGGAUGGCUUCCACUCUAACCCUCCCUAAGAUCCCUAUCUUCGAAGCCAUCGCUAGCCACAAUCCGCAGUCCACCGCCGUCGUCCACUGCCUGUCCCGUCGGACGUUCAAGUAUGGCGAAUUACUCCCGGACGUGAGUCGCGUGCGCGAUCGAAUCCUCGAAGCCGCCGGCAAGUCGGACAUCCGGGGCGAGCGGGUUGCCUUUCUUAUAGAGAAUAGCUACGACUAUGUUGUCACAUACCUGGCUAUUCUAGCAGCGCAUGCCAUUGCCUUACCACUGUCCCCACCAUUCCCGGCACCCGAAUUGCAAUAUAUCCUGUCCCAGUCGCAGGCUAUCCUUUUGCUACACUCGCCGAAGUACGCCGCCAAGGUCGAUGAAGUCCUCACCACGCCAAGUAAGGAACUCGAUGUCGCACCAUCACCAACUCCCGUCGAGUUACCGAAGCACCUUGGCGCAAUCUCGGAAACGUUCGAGUCGGUUACGCUCACGGACGAUGACGAUGUAGAGGGCGCUGGAAUGAUGCUAUACACAUCCGGCACGACUAAUCGACCUAAAGGAGUACUGCUGCCUCAGACCGCGCUUACGGCUCAGGCCCGCGCCCUGAUUGAGGCGUGGAAAUAUACACCGUCGGACCGACUGCUACAUGUGCUCCCUCUCCACCACAUCCACGGCACCGUCAACGCAUUGCUUACGCCACUUUUCGCCGGUAGCAGCAUCGAGUUCCUCUUCCCUUUCAACGCAGACACAGUUUGGCGACGCUUCGCAACGCCGUUCGUGAAUUCGCCACAAGUUGCUGCUGCUAUUGCUAAGCCGAACGGCGUGGCUCACGCAGUUAAGGAAGCUGCGAAAGAAGUUGUAAAGGAAAACGGUAUUACGAAUAGCGUCCCCCAGUUCGUUAAGGCAAACGGAUUUGUCAAACCCAGUAGCCUCCCUAAUGGCAUCCCCCAACCGGUAAAGACAAAUGGAUUUCACCCAGCAGUUGGUGAGGCGAAUGGAAAUAUUACCCCCAUUACGGAAACAAAUGGCACCACCACUCCAGCCCUAGAACUGAACGGAUUCGGCAAUCCCGUUUCUUCGGAAAUCAGCCGUCUAGCAGCGGUCAUUAACCAUCUAGCAGCUGAGGUUAGCAACCUCGCCGCGAAGAUCAGUCAGCCUAACCAACCAGCUGCACUGACAAACGGCCUUAAUCAUGUCAUAUCGCAGCAGACAAAUGGUGUCGCUCCCUCGCCAGCUCUAUCCGCCAACGGUUUCGACACACCCAUCACGUCGACAAGUGGCCGUAAUACUCCGGUCGUAGAAGCGACCACCUUUGUCAAGCAACCCGAGCCGCAGAAGCCUGCUGCCCCUGCCGCUGUCACUGAACCCGUCAACGAAGAGAAGUACAAGAACUUAUCUCGCGUUAAGAUUACAUUCUUCACCGUCGUGCCUACGGUGUAUACGCGCCUGCUCUCGACUCACAAGACACUCCCUCCGGCCAUCGCUGAAGCCGGUCGUAUCGCUAUCAGCCCAGAACACAUGCGCGUAUCGAUCUCCGGAUCGGCAGCUCUUCCGACACCUGUCAAGCGUGCCUGGAAAGAUCUCAGUCGCGGAAACGUGCUGCUCGAGCGGUACGGUAUGACAGAGGUAGGCAUGGCGCUGUCCUGCGGUCUCGACUAUGGCGACCGUGUCGAUGGCAGCGUCGGGUGGCCUCUCCCUGGCGUAGAAGCUCGACUCGUGGACAACGAGACAGGUACCAUCAUCGAGGACCUCGACCCCUCCGAGCCCGUUCCUGAAAAAGAGCGGUCAGGCGAAAUCCAACUCCGCGGCGCCAAUGUGUUCCAAGAAUACUGGGCCAAUCCCGCUGCCACAUCCAAAGAAUUCAUCCCGUCGGAUGACGGCAAGGGCCCAUGGUUCAAGACCGGAGACGUAGCGGUUCGGCGCCAUGUGCCUGAGGCCGGUCACGGCACGAGCGGCGAAUGGGCCCGCGGGCCUAUGUACUUCAUUCUCGGCCGGCAAAGCGCCGACAUCAUCAAGUCCGGCGGCGAGAAAGUAUCCGCGCUCGAAGUCGAGCGCGAGUUGCUCUCCCUACCCGAAAUUGCCGAAGCAGCAGUAGUCGCAGUGCCUUCAGGAAAGUGGGGACAGAAAGUCGGCGCCGUCAUCAUCCACUCUCCCGAACACCUGCGCGAGCGACCCGCCUGGCGACCCCUCGACAUGCGGCGCGCGCUAAAGGGACGACUGGCGAAUUACAAGAUCCCGCAAGUACUCAGGGUGGUCGAGCAUAUUCCGCGCAACGCCAUGGGCAAGAUUAACAAGAAGAAUCUGCUGCGGGAGGUAUUCUUAGAUGACUUUAGCGGAGACGAGCUAUAAGGACGCGGGGAUACAUGGAUGGAGAUAAGAUGGGGAAACUGGAUUCACCUAACCUAGGAUUUUGGAUCUAAUAUCACGAUUGCACGUUGUAUGUAUGCAUGCAUGCUCUACCUUGGGGGGUUCACGUAGUGUCAAUAUCCCAGGGAGAACCAAAACGAAAGAAAGAAAGAAAGAAAGCAAGGAAGAGGGUGGGCCCAUGCGAUCCCACUAUUAAAAGGACGAUAUGAAGCCCGAUUCAACAUGCAAAGGGAGAUGAAUCAACCAACGAAGCAGCUGAAACGGGAAACUGGAAUGGGACGAAGCGAAGAUGGAAAUGAAACGCGACUGCGUGCUGCUGCACAUGUGAUUGGACGGGGUAUUGGGUUUUUCGAGUCAUGCGGGAAUUUUCAUGUCUAUAUGUUGUGUCCUCUCCGACGACCUAUUUGUAUAUAGGGAAUUCUUUCCUUUUCCCCUUAGUCGUUUUCGAGACGGCUGGUCUCUCUAUCUGUAGAGUUAGAAUCAAUGCGGCUCGCUCGCCACCCUAGGACAGAAGCCUACCAAUAUUGACUAUCCCUUGAUUACCAUUCAA
Molecule: messenger RNA, 3563 nt
Organism: Daldinia vernicosa
Lineage: Eukaryota; Fungi; Ascomycota; Sordariomycetes; Xylariales; Hypoxylaceae
Product: acetyl-CoA synthetase-like protein
Exons: 2
Coding region: 440-2995 (851 amino acids)
Biological process (GO): fatty acid metabolic process
Molecular function (GO): medium-chain fatty acid-CoA ligase activity
Source: RefSeq, a predicted model, not a curated record